AUGGCUGCAUGUUUCGGAGCACCGUACAAAGUGCCCAAUGGUUGUGGUUACGAUUAUUGCCAUCUGGGCAAACCGGAUAAACUCAAUGUUCACAUAGUUCCACAUACCCAUGAUGAUGUCGGCUGGCUGAAAACAGUUGAUCAAUAUUAUUAUGGUGCGCGUAAUUAUAUUUCAAAUUCAGGUGUCCAGUACAUUCUUGAUUCCGUUAUUGAAGCACUAGACGAGAAUCCUGAUCGACGUUUUAUCUAUGUUGAAAUUGCCUAUUUCUGGCGUUGGUGGAAUCAACAGAGUGAUACGACUCGUAACAAAGUCAGACAAUUAGUUAAUGAUGGUCGUCUGGAAUUUAUUUCUGGUGGUUGGUGUAUGAAUGAUGAAGGAGCAACACAUUACAGUUCAAUCAUUGAUCAACAUAGUUUAGGUGCUGAAUUUUUACGUGAUCAAUUUGGUGAAUGUGCUAGACCAAAAAUUGGCUGGCAAAUCGAUACAUUUGGUCAUUCACGUGAAGUUGCUUCACUUUUUGCUCAGAUGGGUUUCGAUAGUCUGUUGUUUCGACGAGCCGACUAUCAAGAUGCUGAUCAACGACAAAAAACCAAAACAAUGGAAUUCGUCUGGAAGGCUAGUAAUAAUUUGGACGAACAAGGUUGGCUAUUCACGAGCUAUGCAGUUCGUCCUUACUCUCCACCGGCUUCAUUUUGUUUUGAUUCAUCUUGUAUCGAUCCACCCAUUAUGGAUGACCCGCGUUUGCACGACUACAAUGUUCCCGAACGUGUUCAAGCUUUUAUUAAUGCUUCACAUGAUGAGCAAGCAAAUGGUAGCGAUGUAAACGUAUUCUAUUCUACACCAUCGUGUUACUUUUAUGCACUUAAUAAGGCCGAUCGUGUGUGGACAUCGAAAACUGAUGACUUCUUUCCUUAUACUCGUACACCACAUGGAUUUCAUACAGGCUAUUAUACCUCGCGUGCUGCCUUGAAAGGUUUCGAACGUUAUACAAAUUAUAUACUCCAAUGUGCUCGACAACUUAAUGCACUUGCUAAUCUCAAUCAACGCCAUAUAUUGUUUCCGUUAAACGAUGCAAUGGGCAUUGUUCAACAUCAUGAUGCCAUUACAGGAACAGAAAAACAGGAAGUUGCUAAUGAUUAUACACAACGAUUGAGUGCAGGCAUCGAUGUCACUAUGUAUCUUCGAAUUGAAUUCGAUGAUAAAGGCAAUAUGCAAAAGAUUAUCAAUAAAGAUAAGCAGAUUGCCAUUUCAUUAGUUAGUCAAGGCUUGUAUUGGUACCCAUCCUAUCCAGGCAAUGGUUCUGGACCAGAUUCUCAAGCAUCCGGUGCUUACAUUUUCCGACCAUGGUCACAAGAACCUAGUCCAGCAAACGAUUCAAAAACCAUUAUAUGUACACUCACUGAAACUAUCCAAUCAGCAUUGAUUAUCUAUAACGAUUGGGCUAGCUUUGAAGUGAGUCUUCAUCCGGGAUCGCUUACUAUCGAUGUCGAGUGGACAAUUGGACCUGUUGCAAUUAAUGAUAACAUCGGCAAGGAAGUUAUCAUGCGUUAUGAUACUGAUAUUGAUAGUGCAGCAACAUUCUAUACAGACGCAAACGGCAGAGAAGUUCUACAACGUAUACGUGAUUAUCGACCAACAUGGAAUUAUACAGUUACUGAACCUGUUAGUGGUAACUAUUAUCCGGUUGUUAGUCGUAUUUGGAUCAAGGAUAGUACACGUCAAUUUACAGUUCUUACAGAUCGAUCAGAAGGUGGCUCAAGUAUUAAGGAUGGUUCGAUCGAAAUUAUGCUACAUCGGCGAAUCUUACACGAUGAUUCACAGGGUGUCGCUGAAUCAUUGAAUGAAACUGCUUAUGGUCAAGGUUUGGUCGUACGUGGUCGACACUCUUUGAUCUUGGAACCACCGACAACAAGUGCUCUGAUUCAUCGAGUUACUGCUCAACGUAUUUACAUGCACACAUUAUCAACUUAUGCAAUACCUCCAUUAUCUUAUCUUAAUUAUACAAAUAAAUACCGUUUAACAUGGUCGGCACUUUCGACUGUGAUGCCAGUGAAUGUCCAUCUGUUGACAUUUGAUCAAUUGGAUGCAAAAAAAAUUGUUGUGCGUGUUGAACACUUUUUUGAACGAAAUGAAGAUGCUAUCUACUCGCAACCAGUUACAUUUGAUUUGCAAUCUCUCUUCAAUAGUCUAGGUACUAUUAAAGAUUUGCUUGAAUUGACACUGGGUGCUAAUUUUUCGUUGAACGAUCUUCAUCGCCUUGUUUGGAGAACUAGUGAAGGUGAAACGUCCAAUAAUACAUCUAAGCAAUCACCACUGACAGGCACGAUGAUCGCACUCAAUCCAAUGCAAAUUCGAACAUUUCAAGUAACACUUCAAUAA
Messenger RNA from Rotaria sp. Silwood2, 2379 nucleotides. Lineage: Eukaryota; Metazoa; Rotifera; Eurotatoria; Philodinida; Philodinidae. The record is from the annotation of a GenBank genome assembly.